CUCUUUCUACCCAGAACCUGCAACCUUCCUAAUAUUGACAGCUCGGACUUUUAGACCCAAAAAGCCUCUCUCUCUCACGGAGACAGAGACACAAGAAUGGCACCAACAGCAGCAUCGGACUCUUCGAACAGAGCUGUAUGUGUAAUGGAUGCAUCAGGCCACUUAGGCACCAGCCUCGCUGAGCACCUGCUGCAAAAGGGUUACACAGUCCAUGCUGCCCUUCAGAAACAUGGGGAAUCGCGGUUGAGUGGGAUUUCCUGUGACAAAAAGAAGCUCAAAGUUUUCAAUCUGGAUCCGUUCGACUACCAGAGCAUUCUCGACGCUCUCAAAGGCUGUUCUGGCUUGUUUUAUUCAUUUGAGCCUCCACAAGAACAACCAGACUAUGAUGAAUACAUGACAGAAGUAGAGGUUCGAGCAGCACACAACGUACUAGAAGCCUGUGCAAGAACUGAAACAAUAGACAAAGUCGUGUUUACAUCUUCCGCCGCUGCUGUCCUUUGGCGAAACGAUCGCAAAUCGACAACUCUUGAUUUGGAUUUGGAUGAACGACACUGGACCGAUGUCAAUUUCUGUCGUAGUUUCAAGUUGUGGCAUGCAUUAUCAAAAACCCUAGCAGAGAAGACAGCAUGGGCCUUGGCAAUGGACAGGAGCUUGAAUAUGGUGUCUUUGAAUGUAGGGUUGCUGAUGGCUCCGGAUUUGUCCAUAACCAACCCAUAUUUGAAAGGAGCAGCUGAGAUGUACGAAGAUGGUGUGCUCGUGACGGUUGAUACUGAUUUCUUAGUCGAUGCGCACAUUUGCGUUUUUGAAGAUGUCUCAUCCUACGGUCGAUAUCUAUGCUUCAACAACAUCAUCAAUCGGUCUGAAUAUGCUAUGGAGCUUGCUCGGAAGUUGACCCCUGCUACCCUUUCAUACCCCGAACGCCAAGACCAGGACAUGAGGAUCCCUCGACAGAGAAUAAGCAACAAGAAAUUAAAUAAAUUGAUGGUGGAAUUUAAGAGCAAAUCUCAAGAGUGUUGAAGGGUGAUUUGCUUAUAUAUAUAUAUGACAUGACAUGACAUGUUGGUCACUUAAAGCACAUUCAUUAAGAAAACAUGUUUUUGUAUUAUUACAUUUAUUUGUAUGCUUUGUAAUAUCCUAUUUCUUUACUUCUUUUGAAGCUAGAAAUUUAUAUAUUGUUGGUUGUUGGAAUU
This is a messenger RNA of Malus domestica (apple), 1190 nucleotides long. Its product is annotated as cinnamoyl-CoA reductase-like SNL6. The record is from RefSeq and is a predicted model, not a curated record. NCBI's taxonomy places the organism in Eukaryota, Viridiplantae, Streptophyta, Magnoliopsida, Rosales, Rosaceae. Gene Ontology annotation, biological process: steroid biosynthetic process. Gene Ontology annotation, molecular function: 3-beta-hydroxy-Delta5-steroid dehydrogenase (NAD+) activity.